AUGCGUUCCCAGUCCAUCCUCGUCGCCGCUCUGGCUGCCUCCGUCUCCGCCCACGGCGUUGUCAUGUCUGUUGAUGGUGCCAACGGUGUCACCAUGCCCGGUCUUACCAUCGCCGACGGCACUCCCCGUGACUGCUCCUCCAACGGCUGCGGCUCUCAGGCCGACACUGCCAUCAUCCGUGACCGCGAGAUUGCCUCCGGCGAGGUCGGCCCUCUGGGCCGCACUCAGGGCAACGGCCCCGUCAGCGCCGAGGCCAUGAUCAACAACUUCAUGGGCGGUGCCGCCGCUCCCAAGAACAACGGCGCCGCCUCCUCCGCCGGCGUCGAGGACAACAUCCCCAACAACGCCGCCAAGCGCGCCGAGCUCCACGUCCGCCAGGGCCUCGCCGGCCUCUUCGGCGGCGGUGGCAAGAACAAGGGCAACAAGCAGAACGGCCCCCCCGAGGCCCGCGUCGCCGCCACCGCCGGCAUGGGAGCCUCCCAGGGCAUGCCCACCUGCGCCGAUGACGGCACCAUCACCAUGACCUUCCGCCAGAUCAACCAGGACGGCGCCGGUCCCAUGACCGCCGACGUCGACGGCACCUCCGGCGGCACCAAGGAGGAGGCCUUCCAGAGCGCAAAGGUCAUGCAGGACGUCCCGGGUCUCGGCGUCCAGGGCCUGUCCCUGGCCACCAACACCGACUUCCAGAUGAAGGUCCAGAUGCCCGCCGGCAUGACCUGCGACGCCACCGUCGGCAUGGCCACCAACGUCUGCGUCGCCCGUGUCCGCAACGGCGCCGCCGCCGGCCCCUUUGGUGGCUCCGUCGCCUUCACCCAGACCGCCGCCGGCCGCAAGCGUGCCAUCGCCUACCGCCUCAAGAAGCGCAUGGAGCUCAACAACCGCGCAUAA
Colletotrichum truncatum is the source of this 888-nucleotide messenger RNA. RefSeq names its product cell surface protein. The record is from RefSeq and is a predicted model, not a curated record. NCBI's taxonomy places the organism in Eukaryota, Fungi, Ascomycota, Sordariomycetes, Glomerellales, Glomerellaceae.